Molecule: messenger RNA, 7717 nt
Organism: Lepus europaeus (European hare)
Lineage: Eukaryota; Metazoa; Chordata; Mammalia; Lagomorpha; Leporidae
Gene: ADNP
Product: activity dependent neuroprotector homeobox
Exons: 4
Coding region: 3240-6554 (1104 amino acids)
Biological process (GO): regulation of gene expression
Cellular component (GO): nucleus
Molecular function (GO): DNA binding
Source: RefSeq, a predicted model, not a curated record
UCCCCAGUUGGCCCCAACGGCCGGAGCUGUGCCAAUCUAAUCCCAGGACCCAGGAGCUUCCUCCAGGUCUUACCAUGUGGGUGCAGGAGCCCAAGGACUUAGGCCAUCGUCCACUGCUUUCCUGGGCCAUAGCAGAGAGCUGGGUUGGAAGUGAAGCAGCCAGGACUCGAACCAGCGCCCAUAUGGGAUGCCACUGCAGGCGGCGGCUUUACCUGCUACCCCACAGCACCGGCCACAGAAUAACUGUGUCUUCUGACAAACCAGUAUUCUUUCCUGAUUCGGAAUACCAUGUCUUCCCUCUUAGUUGUUUUCCCUCUUGCGUGUCCCGUCGCCCAGGAGGCCCAGCGAGUCCCUUGGCUACAGUGGAGGCUGUGCUUGCCUGAAGGGCUGAGGGAGGCAGUUGCUGCUCUCUUGCAGGCCCGGCUGUGUGUAGACCUUAAGCGAUACCAGUAGGAAGGCUUUGCCUCCUUCCACUCCCCUCAUGCUCCAGCAGAUCCCGACUCCUUUUCAGCAUCGCUGUCAGCCUGUUUGGGUGCCCGUGCACCUCUGUAUUGACCAGUGGCUUUAGAGAUGGACUACUUACUGGUCAGCCCAAGUACACUCUGCUGUACUGGGGGGAGGGACUCCUGACUGACAGCACAUGAGUUGUGGUGGGGCAGGCAAAAACAGGUGUCUGAAUUCUCCUGCCUGAGGGCCCGCUGUGUGCUCUGGGUGCGGUGGGUUGUUGUUGAAGGGAAGGGAGAGAGGUGUCGUGCUCCCUCUGUCCCUGGCAGUGUCGGGGCUCUGAGAGGCAGAGGUGCUGUUCUCUGACGUUGGUGUCCCCCUUUUUAUGCCCUGAGCUGAAGGGAGCUCUCCAUCAGAACAAUGAUGCUGGUGUGCUAACAUUGGCCACCGGGUGCCCCAGGGGGCUGUGGAGAAAAGGCGAGCUCCGGGGGAGCCCGCGCGCUGUGUCCUGCGCAGCCCGUGUCCAGCACAGCCUUUGCCGUACUGUAAGGCGUCUCUUCUUGAGAGUAAUAGUGGGAAUGUUUUCCUGUUAGCUCUUCGCAUUCAGAAAUGAGGAAAGCAGCCUUACUUUCAGGCAGAAGCACUUUUCUGUUUUGUUCCUACUCUGUGCACAAGUAUGGGCCCCUUGUCCAGAUUUCUGAUUCAGAAGGGGUUGGGGAGGAGGCAGGAAUAACUCUUGCAGGCAUUUUAAAAGAAAAAUCAAAUGGAUGACAUUAAUGAACCUUGGAGCCAGGUAUUGAUGUGAAUUUGUAACUCUUGGGAACAGCCGGAGGCCCUUGCGAGAGUUCUGGGCUUGUCACUCAGAUAAUCCCAGCGAGGACAGGGUGGAGUGUGGCGGAGACUUGCUUCCAAGGAAUUGUCUGGCUUGUUGCAGCAUAGAAAUGCCUGGGCACUGCCCUUCAGGACCGGCAUGGUCAGCCGUCUGGGAGGUGCUGCGUGGCCGAGGAGGCGGCUGGGGGGGAGCUUCCUUUGCUCUGUUCCUGUGCUGUCUGCUAGGAAGAGUGUGUCAUUGAAAGCCCGCAGCCAGAGAAGUGUGUGUGAGUGCUUCACGCUGAGGAGGCAAAGACAAGCUCCAGACGCACAGUCUUGGUUAGAAAAAGCUCCCGUAAGCAAGUCAGUGAGGGCGCCUCCGUCUGGGGAGAGGGGCAGAUUACAGAAUUCCCAGAUCAUUAGAAAUGUCAGGGAUACGCUUACAGUCGUAGGACUGCUACACCUUUCAGUUAAAACGUGAGCAUGGGUUCUUCCUAGUUACUAAGCAUAGAAGAAAAAUAACCUUUCAUACAGCAUUUUCCAAUAAGCAGUAAUGCUGAUUUGGUUAAUGAGCCUUUUUAAUUCAGUCUAGAUAAGUAAACUCGGAAGUCGACCCUGUGCCACUUCUAAAGUGCACACUUCCUGUGCCGAGCUCCUGAGGAGCACAGUUCCUUCUCCGGAACUGCGCUUGGCUCGGGGCUCCCCCAGGCGCUGAGGUGUGCUCCACCGGGGUCCUAGAAUGGCCGUGGGCCGUGGGCCGGCACUGAGAGUGGGCUCUCCUCCCCCCGAGCUACAGGGACGGCUGGUGGCCACACUUCCACACCUGUGUGCCUUAGUUCUGCUGGGCGGGCAGGGAAACCCGUCCCGCUGCUUCCGCAGGGAGGCGGGUUUACCUCGGGACGUUCCUGAAUGGCUGGGUUUCGGCCCACAGAGAGGUUUGAAGUGAAGAGAGACGGAAAAUGGACUCCUCAGACUUGAGAGACUGUGCUCAGAAUCAGCCUGGAGGAUGCCUCUGUGUUUCUAGUCUUUUUUUUAAUCAGACAGUUCUGAAAAAGACCGAGUUUGUGUCAACAACUGAUUGGAAAAAAAAAAAAAAAGUCUUGUUUUAAACCACUGAAAAGAUGGUUUAGGACAGUUUAGCAGUAAAACGUGCGUGAAGAAUGGCUUGGCUUUCAGUGCAGGAGUCUGGGGAGCGGGGUGUGCCAGCCGUGUGCAGAGCAGGGCCACCUGCAGCGCUGCUUCAGAGCUCACAGAAGUCCAGCCUGAGCGGAGGCCAGGGAGCUCGCUCUCGGCUGCGCGGUCCCAGUCAGAUGGCUCCCUCCCUCAGGACACUGGGGGCUUCUGAGAGCUGAAACCCCCAGCUGAGCAUUGCUGGGAACCGCUGUUUGUUUUGGUGCGUGGGACUCUUUUUUCUGUUUUUUCAUUUUUCAUUAGUUAACAUUAAUUUUUAGAUUAGGAUAAUAAGUGAGACAAUAUUCCAUUUGGGUUAGUUAAGUUGCAGGUAAAACUGGUAGUAGUAACAACCUGAACUAGUUGGCAGAUAAGAUUUGCAUAUAUUAAAUUUUAAUUCCUGGUUGCUUUGGAUUUUGUUUUUGCUGUUUUGAAUUUUAGAGCUACUUUAUUCUGCAAAGCUAUUUUGAAUUUGGACUAUUAAAUUGAAGACAUUCUGAAGCACAUUUUACAGAAGGAUUUAGGGGCACAUUGGAAGGCAUACAAAUUCUCAGUUGCCCAAAACAUUCGUUUUGUCUUCUUGCUAAAUACAGCCCUUGGUUUUAAAGAACUUGGGGAAGUGGAUCUGAGUUUGAUUUUAAUGUGUUAACUCAUUACAGUUGUUCCAUUCCCAUACGCACGCAUGGGCUGUUUAGUUUUCCGAUGGAUGUCCUGAAGCCCGUCAUGCCCAGUGCCCACCUUCUCCCCUCUCAGCAGUCAGUCCCAUCUGUGAGUCAGUUCGGUGUUGAGAUGUGCUGCCAGCUGUCGGGGAAACUAUGUUCCAACUUCCUGUCAACAAUCUUGGCAGUUUAAGAAAAGCCCGGAAAACUGUGAAAAAAAUACUUAGUGACAUUGGGUUGGAAUACUGUAAAGAACAUAUAGAAGAUUUUAAACAGUUUGAACCUAAUGAUUUUUAUUUGAAAAACACUACGUGGGAGGAUGUAGGACUGUGGGAUCCUUCGCUUACAAAGAACCAGGACUAUCGGACAAAACCUUUCUGCUGCAGUGCUUGCCCGUUUUCCUCAAAGUUCUUCUCUGCCUACAAAAGCCACUUCCGGAAUGUGCACAGCGAAGACUUUGAGAACAGGAUUCUCCUCAAUUGCCCCUACUGUACCUUCAAUGCCGACAAAAAGACUCUGGAAACACACAUCAAAAUAUUUCACGCGCCAAACGCCAGCGCACCAAGUAGCAGCCUCAGCACUUUCAAAGAUAAAAACAAAAAUGAUGGCCUUAAACCUAAGCAGGCUGACAGUGUAGAGCAGGCUGUUUAUUACUGUAAGAAGUGCACUUACCGAGACCCUCUGUACGAGGUCGUCAGGAAGCACAUAUACCGGGAACAUUUUCAGCACGUGGCAGCGCCCUACAUAGCCAAGGCAGGAGAAAAGUCGCUCAACGGCGCAGUGCCCCUCGGCGCGAGUGCCCGCGAGGAGUGCAGUAUCCACUGCAAGCGAUGCCUUUUCAUGCCGAAGUCCUACGAGGCUUUGGUGCAGCAUGUCAUCGAAGACCACGAGCGCAUAGGCUAUCAGGUCACUGCCAUGAUCGGACACACAAAUGUGGUGGUUCCCCGAGCUAAGCCCUUGAUGCUGAUCGCCCCCAAGCCUCAGGAGAAGAAGGGCAUGGGACUCCCCCCAAGAAUUGGUUCCCUUGCUUCUGGAAAUGUCCGGUCUUUACCAUCCCAGCAGAUGGUGAAUCGACUCUCAAUACCAAAGCCUAAUUUAAAUUCUACAGGAGUCAACAUGAUGUCUAACGUUCACCUGCAGCAGAACAACUAUGGGGUCAAGUCUGUAGGCCAGGGCUACGGCGUGGGUCAGUCGAUGAGGCUGGGUCUCGGUGGCAACGCGCCAGUGUCCAUCCCUCAGCAGUCCCAGUCUGUGAAGCAGUUACUUCCGAGUGGCAAUGGCAGGUCUUACGGGCUCGGGUCGGAGCAGAGGUCCCAGGCACCAGCACGCUACUCCCUGCAGCCCCCUAACGCCGCCGCCUCUCUCUCGUCGGGCCAGUUAAAGUCUCCCUCCCUCUCCCAGUCACAGGCCUCCCGAGUGUUAGGCCAGUCCAGCUCCAAGCCCCCUGCAGCUGCCACAGGCCCUCCUCCGGCCAACACGUCCUCAACUCAGAAGUGGAAAAUCUGCACCAUCUGCAACGAGCUCUUUCCCGAAAACGUCUACAGCGUGCACUUUGAGAAAGAGCACAAAGCCGAGAAAGUCCCCGCGGUGGCCAACUACAUCAUGAAAAUACACAACUUCACGAGCAAAUGCCUCUACUGCAACCGCUAUUUGCCCACAGAUACCUUGCUCAACCACAUGCUCAUCCACGGUCUGUCCUGCCCGUACUGCCGCUCGACUUUCAACGACGUGGAGAAGAUGGCGGCCCACAUGCGCAUGGUUCACAUCGACGAGGAGAUGGGGCCCAAGACAGAUUCUACUUUGAGCUUUGAUCUGACCUUACAGCAGGGCAGUCACACUAACAUCCACCUCCUGGUGACCACGUACAACCUGAGGGACGCCCCCGCCGAGUCUGUUGCUUACCACGCCCAGAAUAAUCCCCCAGUUCCUCCGAAGCCACAGCCGAAAGUCCAGGAGAAGGCAGACGUCCCUGUCAAAAGUUCGCCUCAAGCGGCAGUGCCCUACAAGAAGGAUGUUGGGAAAACCCUCUGCCCGCUCUGCUUCUCCAUCCUGAAAGGCCCCAUCUCUGACGCACUGGCACACCACCUGCGGGAGAGGCACCAGGUCAUCCAGACGGUUCACCCGGUGGAGAAGAAGCUCACCUACAAGUGCAUCCACUGCCUGGGCGUGUACACCAGCAACAUGACGGCCUCCACCAUCACUCUGCAUCUGGUUCACUGCAGGGGCGUCGGGAAGACCCAGAACGGCCAGGAUAAGACCAACGCACCCUCCCGGCUGAACCAGUCUCCCGGCCUGGCGCCCGUGAAGCGCACCUACGAGCAGGUGGAGUUUCCCUUGCUGAAGAAGCGCAAGUUGGAGGAGGAGAGCGAUUCGCCCAGCUUCUUUGAAGAGAAGCCGGAAGAGCCUGUUGUCUUAGCUUUAGACCCCAAGGGCCACGAAGAUGACUCCUACGAAGCCAGGAAGAGCUUCCUAACCAAGUAUUUCAACAAGCAGCCCUACCCCACGCGGAGGGAGAUUGAAAAGCUGGCGGCCAGUUUGUGGCUGUGGAAAAGCGACAUUGCCUCCCACUUCAGUAACAAGAGGAAGAAGUGUGUCCGUGAUUGUGAAAAGUACAAGCCCGGUGUGCUGCUGGGCUUCAACAUGAAAGAACUCAACAAAGUCAAACACGAGAUGGACUUUGACGCCGAGUGGCUGUUUGAGAACCACGAGGAGAAGGAUUCCCGAGUCGGCGCCAGCAAGACAGCCGAGAAGAAGCCCCGCCCCGGCAAGGACGACGACAGCUCCUCCGACAGCUUUGAGAACCUGGAGGAGGAGUCCAACGGCAGCGGCAGCCCGUUCGACCCCGUGUUUGACGUUGAGUCUAAAAUCCCCCACGAUAACCCAGAGGAGCAUGGACCGAAGGGGAUGCCGGAGGACGCUUUAGGAACGGAGGGGAAGCUGGACCAAAAAGAGCAGGGGGACUCCAAGUACGCAGCGCUUCACGGGACUGAGGCCCCGGCCAGACUCCCGCCCGAGGCUUCCGAUAGUGAGCUGGAGCAAGACGACGUCGUGCAGUGGAAACACGGAGCGUCUCCGUGUGAGAGCGGGCCUGGCUCCCAGCAGGGCUCGGACUCAGAGGACAACACGUGCGAAGGGAAGCCGGGAGCCUGGUCUGAUGAGUCUUCCCAGAGUGAAGAUGCGAGGAGCAGUAAGCCAGCUGCCAAAAAAAAGGCUCCCGUGCAUGGCGACAGAGAGCAGUUGGAAUGGAAGAAUAGUUCCUAUGGAAAAGUUGAAGGAUUUUGGUCCAAGGACCAGUCACAGUGGAAGAACACGGCCGAGAAUGAUGAGCGCUUAUCCAACCCCCAGAUCGAGUGGCAGAACAGCACAAUUGACAGUGAGGAUGGGGAGCAGUUUGACAACAUGGCUGACGGAGUAGCUGAGGCCAUGCACGGCAGCCUAACUGGCGUGGAACUGAGCAGCCAGCAGGCCUGAGCGCCGGGCUUCCUGGCGUCAUGGACGUGCCGCGGCUGGAACUCCGCGCUCCUCAGUACCGGGGCAAGGCUGCCACGUGAGUACUGGCCAGCAGGCUGUGGGGACGUGUGGCCACUGCGGUCUCAGUGGCUGUGUCUAAAUCUGACACGUGAGCGGCCGAGGAUGGCUUCGGAACCUUCUCUGACAGACACAGUAACUAAAUGUGAAAACCAGGAAGCUGGUGGCUCGCGCUGCACAGGAGGGAAAGCAGAGGUUGGUCCUGCUGCCUUCUCACAGUUCCCUGCCGCUGUCGAAUGGUUGGGGGUCCUUGAGAGGCAGCUCCCUGCCCACGUGGUAGUGCAGGGCCAGGGAGGCGCCGCCAGUGCAGUGGACAGCAGACCUGGGGAAGCCCGCUCUUUUUCAUGUAUUCAUUCUGAAUAGUUGCAAUGUAUAUUUGUACAGUCUUUUAGACCCACUCAAGUGAUGCAUAUGAUAUUGUUACGUGUGCCCAUCAGAGCUUUGUUUUUGUUUUUGUUUUUGUUUUUAGUGCCGCCCUUGCUGUGUAAUAAACGCUGUAUCUAGUUUCUCUAGCAAAAGCUUGAACCUGCGCUAGUAUGGACUUUGGACAGACUUAGUUUUUUGCACAUAACCUUGUACAAUCUUGCAACAGAGGCCAGCCACGUAAGAUAUAUAUCUGGACUCUCUUGUAUUAUAGGAUUUUUCUUGUUCUAAAUAUCCUUGACAUUACAGCUGGUAUUUCAGAUCUGUUUUCUGAAAUCUUUUAAGCUAAAAUCACAUGGAAGCAUUGACUUCGGCGACUAAUUUGGACACCUUUUAGAUCUGUAUAAAAGUGUGUUGUGUUGAAGCAGCAACCAAUGAGAGCUGCAUUUUGGAUAUUUAGUUUUAUCUUUAGUUAAACACCACUCUGGUGUAUUCAUUUAUACCAUCUAAUAUAUGACACACUGUUGUAGUAUGUAUAAUUUUGUGAUCUUUAUUUCCCUUUGUAUUCAUUUUAAGCAUCUAAAUAAAUUGCUGUAUUGUGCUUAAUGUAAACAUUCGCUUCAUUACACGUGAUGGCCCUGUGUCCAUCACGGCACGGAGGAAGCCUGUAGAAAACCAAGACCUGCCCUUUGUCUCGAGGCACCUGCUACAAAUUCUUUGGGGUUUGUAGGGUUUUUUUUCCC